This is a messenger RNA of Penicillium diatomitis, 543 nucleotides long. RefSeq names its product mitochondrial pyruvate carrier family protein. The record is from RefSeq and is a predicted model, not a curated record. Gene Ontology annotation, cellular component: mitochondrial inner membrane. The transcript is spliced from 4 exons. Gene Ontology annotation, molecular function: pyruvate transmembrane transporter activity. Lineage: Eukaryota; Fungi; Ascomycota; Eurotiomycetes; Eurotiales; Aspergillaceae. The coding region runs from base 1 to 543 and encodes 180 amino acids. Gene Ontology annotation, biological process: pyruvate import into mitochondria.
AUGUCGUCCUCGCGUGUGGGAUUCCGUUUCCUCAACAAUACGCGUUUUGCGUUCCGCAAUGCCUCUGCGCCGUUCCGCCGGCCGGGCGCCAAAGGUUUCCGCUUCCAGAGCUCCGAGGCCGGCACCGCGGAGCAGCAGAGCACUUUCCAGCGUAUGUGGAACAGCCCAGUUGGUGUCAAAACUGUGCACUUCUGGGCUCCCGUCAUGAAGUGGGCUCUCGUCAUCGCCGGUAUCUCCGACUUCAACCGCCCUGCCGAAAAGCUCUCCCUGACCCAGAAUUGCGCCUUGAUGGCCACUGGAGCCAUCUGGACACGGUGGUGCCUGAUCAUCAAGCCCCGUAAUGUCCUGCUUGCCGCCGUGAACUUCUUCCUCGGAUGCGUCGGUGUCGUCCAAGUGUCCCGUAUCCUGAUGUGGCAACGCAGUCAGAAGGGCUCGACUAUCGAGGCUGUCAAGGAGAUUGAGCAGGAAGCUGCCGAUUCGGUCAAGUCUGUCGCCAACGAGGCCGAGAAGGCUGUCAAGACUGUUGGGGAGAAAGCCACUUAA